Molecule: messenger RNA, 4283 nt
Organism: Cuscuta europaea
Lineage: Eukaryota; Viridiplantae; Streptophyta; Magnoliopsida; Solanales; Convolvulaceae
Source: the annotation of a GenBank genome assembly
UAGAUUCUAGAGAGAAGUGAGAGCUAGAGAGAGAAGUGCAAUAAUAUGCUUCAGUAGAAUGAUUUUGUAACCCCUAUAACUACUCCCAAGGGGAGUAUUUAUAGAGAAAAUUAGGGUUGGGCUCCCAAGCCUUGGGCUUGGGAGGCCCAUUUACAACUGGACCGCUACUGGGCCGAAUACAAAGCCUCUAAUGGGCUGUACAAAUGAAUAAGUAUAGAAUCCGUUUCUGGGAGGUCUUCGUGGCCGACGAGGACGUGGCCGACGAGGGCACGGCCGACGAGGGCACCCGGGUUCCUUGGGCUCAGGACCAUGAUCCGAGUUGGCUUCUUCUCGGCCGACGUGGGCGUCUUGGCCGACGAGGGCGCCACUCUAUUGUCUUGUGCUUUCUGUUCUUCCGAGUAUGUGGGUCCUGGGGCUCAGACCCAUAUACUCCAUCAGGAGUCCCCCACUCUCUAAGCUGAGACGUAGACGAAGUGAAGGAGAGUAGAUUUCUGCGCUUUGUUGCUUUUGGCCGACGCGGGCAUUUCCAGACCGUUAGCUGUUGCGGUAUUGGCGCUGUUUCCAUUUUGGUGAUCCUGUUCUGUGCUUUGGCCGUUACCUGUUCCUCGUUGCGGGCGGGGAGGCCGUUGUUUCAAUGGUGGCCGUUGAAGGCGAUGAGUAUCCUUCUUUCGAUGGUGGCCGUUGAGGGCGCGCUUUCCCUUUCUUGGCCGUUGGUGGUUGAAGUUUAUGUUUGGGCCGGUGAGGCCACUGAGGUUGAACCUUGUUUCGAGGACGAUGGCGUCCUUUCCUUUGGGUGGCCGAUGAGGGUGUUUGCGCACUCCUUUUGGCCGUUGCUGGUUGGCCUUCGUGUUCUUGGCCGAAGGGCCCGUCAAGAUUAAUUGUUGGCGGAGGACGAUGAGUGUCCUUGCCUCUAGUGGCUUGUUGGCCGUUGCUAGUGACGUUAUGGGCCUUUGGCCGAUGAAGUUCUGUUGUGCUGUAUGGAUGAUGUGGCCAUGUUUUGUGGUUACCUUGUUUAUACCUUUGUUUCGUUGAGGCUGGUGUAGUCCCCCAGUCCCCCACUGCUUCAGGCCGAAGAGUGUGAGGGGUGAAGGAGUUUCUUGAGUCCCUAGCCGAAGCGGUCUCGCCGUAUUCCCCCUGAAUCCAACUCUCAUGGCGAUUUUCUGGCCAAGGUAACCCUGUGGGAGAACCCUUGUGCGCAGAUCGCUUGUAGAGAGUUAUCAUCAAGGGUUAUUACGUGGAGCCGAAGGCUGUGGGCUAUUUGUCCCCUUUGUUCUGUGGCCGUUACGUUCCUGGCCGUUGCCGUCUGCUUGUUGCCUGGCAUUUGUGAUAUUGGCAAGCAGAUGGGACGUUGUGGGCGCUUGCUGGCAGUUGUGAAGCCGUUGAGCGUGUGUAGGCCGUAGAGUCUGAUUUGCCAGUGGGCCGUUGAUAUGGGUUGGUCCUGGCCCGUUGGUGACGUGGUGGCCCCCCAGUGGUGGCCGUUGAUGUGGCCAUUGGGAGAGUGCCACGUGUAGUGACCGUUGGUGGGGGGGUCUAUAAAUACCCCUUCCCCUCCGACAAAAAAUCACGUUUGCAUUCUGAAUUUGUCGAAGUGCUGGCCGAUUUUCUAGAGAGAGAAACUCCCGAGCCUGUUCUUCGUGUUCUUCAUUGUUUGAGGUUAGUGUUCAUCACGAUCUUCCUCACUUUUCAUACUUUGCUCCGUAAAUAGUUGAUCUAGUGUUAGGCAUUUAAACACCUUUAGAUCGUAAGUUCUCCUUAAGCCCGUAGUAGUAGUAAUGAAGAGCUUGAACGAGGACUACUACCCCUACGACGACCAGCCCUCCACGAGGUCCCUUGACUACGAGGUGCUCGAGGAGUUUGAAGAGGAGAUAGAGCGUUUGAGCCCCUACAAAUCCGGAGAGCUGAUGGACGAGGAGAUCGAGGACGAGGAGUCCGCCUCCUCUUCAGAGGGUGAGGACGUAGGUGCGUCCCGAGCGGUGGACGGGGCGUCCACUUCUGCUGCCGUUCCGUGCCCGAGGCCGGUAUCUGCCGUGAAGGGCGACGCUAAGCCGAAGAGGGUGAGGAGGCCGAAGAAUGGGCCGGGCCUCUCCUAUUUGGACCUCACCAACAUAUUCCUGAUUAAGCCGGAGAGCAGUGAGGCCGACUAUCUUGUCGCCCAGAUGUACGUGGGGCCGUUCGGGCGGGUUAGGGCACCCAGGCCGACGGACCAUGUUCUACUUCCGCCACCGGGAUACUUCGGAGUAUACCCGAUGAGUUUUGCUAAGGGGUUGAGGUUCCCCCUUCACCCUUUCGUCACCGAGUAUCUGGACAUGGUGGGGCUUCCUCCGGCCUUCUGACGCCGAACAGUUAUUCCUUGAUAGUGGGCUUCUUGCUUCGGUGUGAGGAGUUGGGCUACAGGCCGACCACGGCCUUAUUCAUGAACUUGUACCAAAUCGGUCGAGGAAGCCACAAGAACUGUGCGGCCUAUGCUACUCUUCAACAGCUGCCGAGGAAGAGGAGCUUCACGGAUUUGCCUACGUCCAUUCAUGGGUGGAAGAGCAAGUUCGUGUUUGUGUCCAUUGGUGAGAGUGGCACCGAGUUCCCCUCCCUCGGCCAUACCGGGAGGUUCAAUCUUCAUGACCCGCCGAAGAGCUCUAUUUUGGACGCUCAGGUGGAGGCUUUCCUGGAAGGGGGGCCGAGGAGCGUGAAAGAUUACGUCACUGAAUACAAGAUGACGGCCCUCGGCUUCUUCAGAUAUCACUUGUAUGGAGAUAAGGAGGAUGACCUCCAGCUCUGGCCGAGGAUGACCACCACCUUUGAGGAGGCCGAUGGCCCGGAUUUGGGCAUUCCUGCUGAGGCCGAUGGUAAUUUUCCUUCGGCUUUCUGUCUUUACGUUUUUGUCCUUUGCCUUGCUAAUCUGUUUGUUUUCCCUUUGUAGACUUUGUCAUGGACCGCCGUUCCAUGAUGGCCAUUGCGAAGGCCAAAGCGGCCGAGGAGAUUGCUGCUAAGGCGGCCGAAGCGGCCAGGCGUGCCGCGGCCGGUGUGAGCGGGGCUACUGCAGAUGCGGCCCCAAAGCCUGCCCCAUCCAAGAAAAAGAGACCGGCCACUGACGGCCAGAAAAAGUUGACCGAGGCCGGUGUGAGCGUCUCUAAGAAGACGAAGAGGGCUCCUUCCCCUUCUCCGGCCAGUGAGGCCGGUACGCUUGUUGUCCCCAGCGUGGGCGAUGGUGGUCCCGUCGUGGACCUUACUGUUGCUGGUGAUGCCGCCCCAGCGCUGCCUCUCGUCCAGGAACCACAGACGAAGAGGGCCGGCAAGGAGAUCGCCGGUGACACCUAUCAGAAAGUGAUAGAGUACCCCGUCGGCGGGGGCGUGUUUAAUGAGCUCGUCCCCGGCCACGUCGUCCUUGCCAAGGCCAUGCCGGCCAAAGAUCGGGCUCAUCUGAAGAAGCUCGAGGACCCGAAGAUUUAUGAGGGCGGCAUGGAUCUCCUCGUCCAAAGUGCCUUCAUGCUUAUGGAAAGCCAUAAGAGGCAGUACUGGGAGAUAGUCCGCCUGCAAGCACUGGAGCAGAAGGCUGCCUCGGCCGACGAGGCGGUAGCUUGCCUUGACCGGCUUCGGGAGGAUGCCAAGGCGCUGCAGGCCAAAGCUGAUGAGGCCGUCGCGGCCAGGGACGUUGCCCUGGUCCAGCUCGAAGAGAGCAAAAGGGAGCUCGCAGAGUCCCGUAGAGCGCUUGAGGCCGAGAAGCGCAGGAGCGAGGAGGCCGCCAAGGCGAAAGCUGAGGCCGAGGCCGCCGUCGUGAGGGCUGCUGAUGAGGCUGUUGAGAAGUUCUUGGCCGAAGGGUGGAAGGCCGAUGAGAGGCUCCCCUGGUGCUACGAGGUGGUGGCCGCCAGGCUAGAGAAUUGGGGGAUGAACUCCCCUGCCGGCCGGGAGUAUUUCAGCCAGGAGAUGUCUGUUUACUACAACCUGGGCCAGGAGCGGAUGCAAAGGCUCCUGUACCGGCGGCUAUCCCGGGCGUUGAAGGCCAUGAAUUACACGGCUGGAUGGGCUAGACGGAACCUGAAGCUCCCAAAGCUGAUGAAGGAUCCCGAAGGGCAGGCCACGCUUCCGCUGUCGGAGCGGGAGUCCCCCAUAGAAAGCUCCGGCCUCGGCGAGCCGGACUAUACUGAGUUCGAUUUCUUGGAUGAUGCCACCAGCGCCGCUGCCGGCCAGGAAGCUGAGGCCGAUGAGGAGGGGGCCGACGAGGUUGAAGAGCCAGCCGUGGAGGCUUGAUCGGCUAGUCCCCAUUGUAGUUAGCUUUUCAUUUGUUGCCC